AUGCGGUCCUUGUUUCUCGCCCUUGCGCUGGGCGCACACCUGAUACUUGUUAGCGCAGCCGAUGCAACCGCCUCUGCGGCUGCGGUAAAGAAGGAAGCUGCACCGCCUAAGAUUUCAAAUAUUAUUCCAUCGGCUGGAAGCGCGGAGCUCUAUAACGGGAACGGGGACGUUAGCGCAACAGGGGAGUGCGCUGGAGAUGCUAAAGCGGCUUGCAAGGACGUAAUCGCUGGCGAAGGGCGCUUAGCGAACUGCCUCACCAAGCGAAUACGGGCCCAGCGCCAAGGCAACGUUGUUGGUCGCAAAGUGGUUGAUAAGUGCGUAGAGGCCUUGGCAGCCUUCAAGAUUGACAGGUCAAAGAAGAUCAACAAGGAUGUUCCCCUUGCCAAGGCAUGCAAGGACGAUGUGGACAAGCUAUGUAAGGACGUGAGCGACGACACGGCUCCUGGAUCAGUUAUUAGCUGCCUGUUGGGCAAGAAGGCAAAACUGACAGCGGGCUGCAGUGCUGAAGUUUUCCGAACACAGCAAGAGGUUGCGGAGGACUACCGUUUUGACUACAAGCUGUACACAGCCUGCAAGGAUGACUUCAACAAUCGCUGCAAAGACGUGGAGUCGGGCGAAGAGCUCGAAUGCCUGGCGCAGGAACGGCUCCAUGUAACCUGGGAAUGCCAGGAGCAGAUGGUUCGCAAUGAGAAGGAGACUGGCGAUGAUAUUCGCCUGAGCACACGCCUCUUUAAGAAAUGUUUGACAGAUCAACGGAAAUUCUGCAAGGACGUAGAGCCGGGGCACAUGCGUGUACAGGAGUGCCUCGAAGACCACAUUGACGAGGCUGAUUUUUCGGCGGAGUGCAAGGCGGAGCUGGAAGAGGUCAUUGCUAGCCGUGUGGCAGACUUCCGUUUGGACACGGCUCUUAGGGAGGCUUGUGAGGGUGAUCUGAAAGACACUUGCGACGCGACACUAAAGCAAAUGGACGAGAACCCCAACAGCAAGACUUCAGCGCUUAAUUGCCUCCAGACUCUGCGCGAUGAGCUGAAAAGUGAGAAAUGCAAGGCUGAAAUUCACCGUCGGCUGAAGCGCGCGGCCCGUGAUGUUCGUUUUGACGAGAAGCUGGCCAGCGCUUGCACGGAUGAUCGUGACAAGUUCUGCAGCGACAUUCAGCCGGGCUCGGCGCGCGUCAUCCGAUGCCUGCAGGACAACCGCAACAGCUUGGACCAGAACUGCGCUGCUGCUCUGUUCGACCAUGAGGUUAUGAUGGCUGAAGACAUCGACUUCAAGUUUCCCAUGAAGCGCGCGUGCGCUUGGGAAAUCAGCUCGUUCUGCAAGAAUAUUCCGCACGGGCAUGCACGCAUUGUUAGGUGCCUUGAGGAUCAACUGGACAACACUGAUAUGUCUAAGGAGUGCAAGGAUGAGGUCAUGAAAGACAUGAAUCGUAUGGCGCAGGACUAUCGUCUGAACUGGCGCCUGAACCACGCCUGCGAGUCAGAAAUUCAGAAGCUCUGCCCGAACUCGUGCAGUACUACUCCCGGCGUGACGUGCGGCGGUCUAGUUCUGCAGUGUCUGCAAGAUAAGCAGGAUAAUAUUACUAACGAGGCGUGCCAGGAUGAGGUCUUUUACUACGAGCUCAUGGAGGUUACCGACUUCCGCAAUGACGUUAUCCUUGCUGAAGCAUGCAGGAGCGAUGUCGAAUCGUAUUGCAAGGAUGUCGAGCCAGGCGAGGGCCGCGUUCACCAGUGCUUGCGUUACAACAAGGAGAAGUUGUCGGAACAGUGUCGUAAUGAGGAGAUGAAACUCGCUGCACUGGAGUACCGUGACAUCCGCCUGCGGCCAAAACUUAACAAGCUCUGCUCAGAGGAGAAGGCCGUUUAUUGCAAGGAUGUGAAGCCAGGCAAAGCUCGUGUUAUUAAGUGCCUGAUGGAGAACAUGGCCCAGCCGAACUUCGGGGAGGAGUGCAAAGAGGAGCUGCAGAAGCGUGAGGACAUGAUGAAAUCUGAUUAUCGAUACGACAUUGGUGUCUUCACUAACUGCGAAAGUGACGUCGAGACCUACUGUAAGGAGGCAAAAACCAAGCUCCGUGGCAACGCUACAGUCCUCAAGUGUCUCGUGGAUAACUUUAAGAGCCUUGCGGAGCAGUGCCAGACGGAAAUGUCCCGUGCUGUUCGCCUCGCGUUGUGGGAUUAUAAGCCCGGUGCAGCACUCACGACGACCUGCGAUACUGACGUGGAGGCACAGUGCCCAAGGGGCGCCCGUAGCCGGUCUGGCGCUGUGUUCACCAUCGGCGCCGUGGGGCGGUGCUUAUCGAAGGCGCUGGUGGAGGGCAAGCGGCUUGACAGCAAAUGCCGUGCACUGGUGCUCGUUGCUGCACCAAAGGAUGCUCGUGUUUACUUCGAUCACCCUGAGUCGACAUCAGCUCUGAUGCAAAAAAUUGCUCAGGUCCAGCAAGCUGCUGGUCUUGAGUCUGUCCUGGUGGAUACAGUUAGCAGUACGAUCACCGUCACUGGCUGGGUGGCGUUGGCUUGCAUAAUCUCUCUCAUUAUUGUCUUCAUUGGAGGCGCUGUGAUGCUUUACAAACGCCUAGUGGGCGCUGAGAAGCCGCACACACUGCACAUCAAGUCUGGUGAUGCAUAG
Messenger RNA from Volvox carteri f. nagariensis, 2622 nucleotides. RefSeq lists its product as uncharacterized. NCBI's taxonomy places the organism in Eukaryota, Viridiplantae, Chlorophyta, Chlorophyceae, Chlamydomonadales, Volvocaceae. The transcript has 13 exons. Gene Ontology annotation, cellular component: Golgi membrane. The record is from RefSeq and is a predicted model, not a curated record. Bases 1 to 2622 code for a protein of 873 amino acids.